CAAGAAAGACAAGAGCAAGACAGCACAUGCACAUUGUACGUCUGACAUCUGUCGUGUUUGCAGCUGAUAAGAAACACAAAGUUUUCUUCUUUGUAAAACAGACGGAACAGGAGCUUUAGAUCCUCUUCAGACUGUUUUUGGAUCCACCAUGAGUGUGUCUGCAGGCACGGUGGUGUUUGUCCUCUCCUUGAUGUCCAUCCCCAUCUCCUACGUGUCCAACACAUUAUUUCACAGCAGCAGUUCUCAUGGCCUCAUCUUUGCUGGAUGUGCAACAGUUCUCAUCCUGGCUGUUUCAGGCCGUUUAAUGAUCAAGAAUAUAGCUCCAGGAGAUCCUCUUUUCUAUGUGUACGCAUUGUAUGCGUUCUUCAGUGUGGUGAAUCUCAUCAUUGGACUUGAACAAGACAACAUCGUUGAUGGAUUUGUGACAUUUUACCUCAAAGAGGCAUAUCCUCACAUUAAUACAGCACAUGGACACAUGAUUGCUUACUGGGACGGCUGUGUGCAUUACCUCAUGUAUCUUCUCAUGAUUGCUGCAAUUACUUGGGGGGACAGUUAUAGAGCCAUUGGACUGUACUGGGUAGGAUCAGUUCUCAUGCGUGCCAUAGUCUACAUUCUUGGGAAUGCUGUGGGGAAAUAUGGGACGCAGGUCAGUCUACUGUUCCUCCUCCACAUGCUGUAUGUCACAGUGUCUAUCUGGGCCUGUUUCCGCAUUUUCAGUCAGCCGUCAACCCGGGAAGUUAAACUGAAAAGCAUCCAGGAGGCUCAGAGGAGAAGUUUGUUCCAAAGACCCUUGGACCUGUUGUUUGUUAUUUAUCUUUUACCUGCACUGGCAUUCUGCAUCUUCAGGGGUCUGAUUGUCCUGGACUGUUCCAGCAAAUGGUGUCUCGAUUACACACAGCAAUAUGAACCUUUCCUAAAAGACCCUUCCGCCUAUCCUAAAAUACAGAUGCUGGUGGGUAUGCUGUACUCUGGACCGUAUUACAUCAUUACUCUGUAUGCAUUGUUGGUGCCAGGAUGUGAGUGGAUGCCAGACCUGACUCUAGUACACUCAGGAGCAUUGGCUCAAGCUCAGUUUGCUCAUGUCAGUGCGUCCCUUCACACACGGACUCCGUUCUCCUACAGAGUGCCUGCUGCCAGCCAGUCUGUCUUCUUGCUCCUCAAUGUCCUUUAUGCCGUGGUGCCUCAGGCUUUGUGCUACCACUGUUGCAGCAGUCCGGCCUUCUUCCUCAGGCCCAUACUGGACAAGAACAGUGAGUGAAACAUCGAGAGGCUGUGAAGUUCUCAUCGAGCCUGUGAGCUGCAGUGACGUUAACUCCUGGAUGAGCUGCUACAGAUGUACAGAUGAACUUGUCAUGACACCGUCAAGUACAAAUGAUGCCACCUUUAAGUUCAGUUGUUUCUAUACUAUAAAUACGUGUGACUCCAGAUGCCACACAUGGUGUCACAAUGAAAAAGAAAA
This is a messenger RNA of Thalassophryne amazonica, 1459 nucleotides long. RefSeq names its product transmembrane 6 superfamily member 1-like. The transcript is spliced from 10 exons. Gene Ontology annotation, cellular component: lysosomal membrane. The record is from RefSeq and is a predicted model, not a curated record. NCBI's taxonomy places the organism in Eukaryota, Metazoa, Chordata, Actinopteri, Batrachoidiformes, Batrachoididae. Bases 149 to 1258 code for a protein of 369 amino acids.